UCCUAUUACAACUUUUUUUUGCGCAACAUCGUACUUUUUUACUUGUAGCCACGUUAUUAACACCAUGGAGCUUCCUAAUGUCGGGGAAAAUUGCGCUGUCGAAGGAUGCGGGCACCUUGACUUUUUGCCUGUAAAGUGCGGCUUCUGUGACCAGCACUACUGCUCGAAGCACGGGAACGCGGAUGCACACGCCUGCCCGAGCGCGCCUCCGCCAAGCACAAGCACAACGCAUAUUACCGAAGAUAUGAGUAACGUGCCUGUUUCGACAUAUACGCGCCCUGCGAGAACGGGGCCAAAAGACAUCCGAACAGAGUCCAAAAAUACAUUGACAGACAAGCAGCUGGCUGCUCUGGAAGCAUUGAGAAAGGGCACUUGCGCUCGCUCCGACAAAACAAGUACCCAACCUAUGAAAAAGCCCCGCAUAUCACCUCAAGCCGAGCUAAGAAUUCUCAAGAUGAAUGCAGAGGGCACCUCCAGCAUAGCCGCGGAUAGCCGACUAUACCUGCGCGUGCAGUGGGAAGCAAAGACCAUACAGGUCUUUAUCAACAAGGUAUGUUUAGCCAACCCAAUGUCACUUUGACAGCAUUCCAUUUGCCUUUUAUCGCACAUGUGCUGACAUUGGUAUCGAUCACACAUUUGACGUACUGCAACGAUAUAGAACUCGGUUAUCGGAAAUGCUGCUGGCCGGUUUGCCCAGAAACUCGGCGCAAGCAUGCUUCCAGGCAACAUUUAUCGGCUCCAGGUUGCUGGUGCUGGCGAGUCGCUUCCGUCAAACAAGCAGUUCAGCGAGCUCCUCGAAGCAGCUGCGCAUUACAAUGGGUUGCUUUACAACGGAUGCACUUUAGAAUUGAUAUGCUCACUCGGAAGCUCGCCAUGAUUGACAUCAUGUUACACUCGAUUGAUUGGUUUGAAUAGACAAAUAUUCAGAAUAGACAAGCAUCCUCAGACACCACGCAUAUAAAUAUUACA
Molecule: messenger RNA, 969 nt
Organism: Kickxella alabastrina
Lineage: Eukaryota; Fungi; Kickxellomycota; Kickxellomycetes; Kickxellales; Kickxellaceae
Exons: 1
Coding region: 65-580 (171 amino acids)
Cellular component (GO): cytoplasm
Molecular function (GO): zinc ion binding
Source: RefSeq, a predicted model, not a curated record